This is a messenger RNA of Saccostrea cuccullata (small rock oyster), 681 nucleotides long. RefSeq lists its product as uncharacterized. The coding region runs from base 1 to 681 and encodes 226 amino acids. The transcript has 4 exons. The record is from RefSeq and is a predicted model, not a curated record. NCBI's taxonomy places the organism in Eukaryota, Metazoa, Mollusca, Bivalvia, Ostreida, Ostreidae.
AUGUGUCUUACAGACAGCACAGGGUACGUCGUGGUUGUGUACCACGGCGUCGCCGAUCUCGUACUCAGCUCCGUAGAUGUGUCCUCUAGAGGCUUCCAUUCUUCUGUUGUGGCGGCCCCAUUGAGGGUUUCUCGACUUCAUCUCAAUUUUAAGAUGAUGUCAGCUUUCUCUGUUGUGUUGAUCAUGGCAGUGGUGACUUUUCAAGCUGGACAGUGUAUUUCGCCUGGAGGAUCUGUGUAUACUCGCUGGGGCCACAAGAAUUGUCCAAAGACAGCUAUUUUGGUCUAUUCAGGUUAUGUGGGAGGAUCUCAUUAUGGGCACCGAGGAGGGGCAGUUGAACCGCUCUGUUUACCGAAAGACCCUGAGUGGGGUCGCAAUAACGGGAGAAUGGACAACUCAAGAGGAUUUGUCUAUGGAGCGGAAUACGAGGUGAAUAGGAAUAUCAUAAAUGCUCAUAUCCACAACCAAGACGUGCCCUGUGCUGUGUGUAUGACUGAAAAUGAGAAGUCCGUCAUAGUUAUUCCAGCGAGGAAAUCCUGUUAUGAUGGAUGGAGAAGAGAGUACUGGGGGUACCUGAUGACUGGAUAUUACAAUCACGCCGCGGCCUCUUCCUACACCUGUGUGGACGCUCACCCCCAGGCUCUUCAUGGUGGAAACGGUAAUUAUGACGGUUAUCUGUGA